Messenger RNA from Zea mays, 2087 nucleotides. RefSeq lists its product as uncharacterized. Lineage: Eukaryota; Viridiplantae; Streptophyta; Magnoliopsida; Poales; Poaceae. The transcript has 4 exons. The coding region runs from base 742 to 1917 and encodes 391 amino acids. Gene Ontology annotation, molecular function: phosphatidylinositol binding; ubiquitin binding. The record is from RefSeq and is a predicted model, not a curated record. Gene Ontology annotation, biological process: protein transport to vacuole involved in ubiquitin-dependent protein catabolic process via the multivesicular body sorting pathway.
GAAGAGAAAUCCACGGGUCAGACAAGCCGCUCUUGUUGAUUAUUCCGUUCGUUAGUUCCGUCGCGGAGCUACGCUAAGCCUACGCCCAUCGGCCCCUGUUUUCCUAAUCCGCUUCUCCUGCUUCCGGGGAAAUUUCGUGUCCAGUAUCUUGAUCUUCCGCCGCCGCGCUUCACGCCAGGGCUCCUUCCACCGGCGUCCUCCUUACCGUCGUCCUCUACUGGUGCUGGACUGCUGCGGGGGUGGAGAUCGGCUUAGAUCAACUCUUAAUUUUGCCGGGACUCUUUAGAGGGCGCGUGCGCUGGUACAGGUACGAGCGCGCGGUUUCCUGUUAUUCUUCCUCUACUCUUCUUAUUCUGCAUCGUGCCGUACUCCCCCGCCGCGCCGGCCAGCGGCGCCGCAACCUCCACGGCUCCAACUCGCCCUUCACUAAUCCGAAUCGGAGUCGUGGCGCCGGCGGCGGUGCCACCCUCCGCCCUCACCUAAUUUCAAUCGGAGGGGGAAAAAGGCGUGCCCUCGCCCCCGCCGCCUCGCUCACCGCCCCUCCAACCGCCACCACCGCUGGGCCGGCCGCCGCCCCCAGGCCUGCCUUUCGAAGCCCGGAGUACAUUGGAGGCUCUUUAAGCUCCACCCCAAACCCUAGCCUUGUUGGCGCACUGUUUUUCUUCGCGUUUCUCAUUCAUUCACAUGUCAACGCUUGUCCACGCGUUGCUACUGUUGGCAGCGAGCGCGUUUUAACAAAAAAUGAGUGAUAACCUGAUGGAAAAGGUUAGCGCCUUUGGUGAGCGCCUGAAGAUCACCGGGACGGAGGUCAGCAAGAAGAUGACGGCCGGAAUGAGCUCCAUGAGCUUCAAGAUGAAGGAGUUGUUCCAGGGGCAGACUCCCGCUGAUAAGAUUGUUGAGGACGCCACCUCGGAGAAUCUGGACGGGCCUGAUUGGAACUCAAACUUGGAGAUUUGCGACUUGAUCAACACAGAGAAAGUUAACAGUGUGGAACUUAUACAUGGGAUCAAGAAGAGGAUCAUGAUGAAGGAUGCGAGAGUUCAGUACCUCUCAUUGGUCCUGCUUGAGACUAUUGUUAAGAACUGUGAGAAGGCCUUCUCAGAAGUUGCGGCCGAACGGGUUCUUGAUGAGAUGGUCAGGUUGAUUGAUGAUCCUCAGACCGUGGUGAAUAACAGGAACAAGGCCCUUAUGCUGAUUGAAGCAUGGGGAGAGUCCGGUGAUGAACUCCGCUAUCUGCCAGUCUAUGAGGAAACGUACAAGAGCUUGAAAUCAAGAGUGCGGUUUCCUGGACGUGACAAUGAGAGCUUGGCUCCCAUAUUUACUCCCCCACGAUCAGUUGCUGAAGCUGAUGUUGAAACCAGCUUGCCCCAGCAGGCGUUCGAAGACGUCCAUGUUCAUACAUAUACUGCUGAAGAAACAAAAGAAGCGUUUGAUGUAGCUCGUAACAGCAUAGAACUUCUUUCGACUGUUCUUUCCUCUUCCCCUGAGCAGGAUGCUUCGCAGGAUGACUUGACGGCCACACUCGUGCAACAAUGCUACCAAUCUCAGCACACUAUCCAGAGGAUUAUUGAGACCGUCGGAGACAACGAAGCUGUGCUCUUCGAGGCCUUGAGCGUGAACGACGAGAUCCAGAAAGUGUUGUCAAAGUACGAGGAGAUGAAGCAGCCCAGGGCCUCGGAGCAUGCAGAACAGAGAGCAGUUGUCAUACCGGUUGCCACAGAACAUGAAGAUCUGACUGCUGCCGUCAAUGAAGACGCCCUUGUCAGAAAACCAGCUGCCGCGAGAACAAGGUCAGGUGGGGAUGAUGAUAUCCUUGAUGAUCUGGACGAGAUGAUAUUCGGCAAGAAGGGAGGUAGCAGCUCCCAGGAAGGGCCGAAGAAGCCAGAUCCAAAGAAGGAUGACCUGAUAACUUUUUAAGCGUACCCUUCUAUAAUUGCAGCCUUUGCUUGCUAUUUUCUGGUGAUGUACCCACUCGGUAGAUUGAAGAUUCCUUAGGAUUUGGAUCGAUUGUCUAUUCGCAUACGAUUCGUAUCUGCCCCCUUUCGGUUUGUUCAGUAAAGUCGCUGCACUUUCUCAGUCUUGUUUCA